AUGGAGUUCUCUCAAGAUGAUUUCGAUCGUCUCUUAAUGUUCGAGCACGCUCGUAAAACCGCUGAAGCUACCCACGCUAGAGACCCUCUUGAUGCCGAUAACUUGACUAAGUGGGGUGAGGCAUUGCUCGAAUUAUCGCAAUUUCAAACGGUGGUAGAUGCAAAGAAGAUGAUAAAGGAUGCUAUCUCGAAGUUGGAAGAGGCAUUGAUGUUAAAUCCAACAGCCAAUGCUAUGUUCUCUAUAGGAAAUGCCAACACUUCUUACGCAUUUCUUACUCCUGAUCUUGAUGAGGCAAAAAGUUAUUUUGACAAGGCAGCUGAUUACUUCCAACAAGCGAUUGAUGAGGAUCCAAAUAAUGAGCUUUAUCUCAAGUCUUUAGAAGUUUGUGCCAAGGCUCCAGAAUUGCAUAUGGAGAUCCAUAAGCAGUCAAGCAGUCAACAGAUUAUGGGUGGGGGAUCUUCUGCUUCUUCAAAUGCGAAGGGCUCCAAGAAGAAGACAACCAGUGAUCUGAAGUACGAUAUAUUUGGAUGGAUUAUCCUUGCAGUCGGAAUCGUUGCAUGGGUGGGGAUGGCGAAAUCCCAUGUUCCUCCUCCUCCUCCUCCUCCUCCAAGAUGA
Dovyalis caffra is the source of this 615-nucleotide messenger RNA. The record is from the annotation of a GenBank genome assembly. NCBI's taxonomy places the organism in Eukaryota, Viridiplantae, Streptophyta, Magnoliopsida, Malpighiales, Salicaceae.